AUGGCAGAAACUUCAAUAAAUCAAAAAAUAUUUUUGGAACAAAACGGUAAAGCUUUAUUGUUAUUAGAAGCUCAAGUGUUAAUGGUAGAAUAUAAUAAAGAUCAAAAUAACAUCAAUAACCUCAACCGAAAAAUAAUUCGUCUAAAAAAGCAUGUAGAAGAACUAGAUAAUAA
This is a messenger RNA of Racocetra fulgida, 173 nucleotides long. NCBI's taxonomy places the organism in Eukaryota, Fungi, Glomeromycota, Glomeromycetes, Diversisporales, Gigasporaceae. The record is from the annotation of a GenBank genome assembly.